This is a messenger RNA of Notolabrus celidotus (New Zealand spotty), 5070 nucleotides long. Its product is annotated as SH3 and cysteine-rich domain-containing protein 2-like. Gene Ontology annotation, cellular component: extrinsic component of cytoplasmic side of plasma membrane. The coding region runs from base 388 to 1626 and encodes 412 amino acids. Gene Ontology annotation, molecular function: protein binding. Gene Ontology annotation, biological process: skeletal muscle contraction; positive regulation of voltage-gated calcium channel activity; positive regulation of protein localization to plasma membrane. The transcript is spliced from 11 exons. Lineage: Eukaryota; Metazoa; Chordata; Actinopteri; Labriformes; Labridae. The record is from RefSeq and is a predicted model, not a curated record.
GAGAGAAAACCUGGCCGGUGGAUGAGAGAGAAGCGAGACAGCGGAGAGAGAAGUGGACAAACAAAACCCCACCAGCCAGCGGCUACGAGACCAUUCCUCACACAGAAGAGAAUAUAUUCAGUGUUUUUAUUUAUUCUGCAUCACUUUAGAAGAAAGAAGGAGACGCGCGUGUCGACGGAAUACCGUGUUUGACUUCAAGGCAAAUUCCCUGAUGGAUAUUUCACUUGAAAGAUGACUUGACACUUAAAACUAUAGCUCUACCUCGUUGGUCAGAAUACUGUAGCGAUGUUUGAACCUCUCUUUGCAUAGCUUUCUCCAUUCUUCAGUCACCGUGGACUCAAUUACUUGUUUUGGUUUCCCCCUUGAAGGAAGAUUUUCCCAGCUAAGAUGACGGAAAUCAGCGAAAAGGAGAAUGAACCACAAAACCUUCACCGACCACAGGCGACGGUCCCGAGCCAACCUGAAUCAAAGCUGCAGCGGUUGAAGCGCUCCCUCUCCUUCAAAUCUGUCAUGCGCAGCAAAAGCAUGGACAACUUUUUCCAGCGCAGUAACGGCGAUUCCCGUCUCCCCACAGCCCUCAUCACUGUACCCCCACUUCCACCAUCUCCUCCCCCCUUCUCAGAAUCCCCCCUGGCCUAUGAGCGCUCUCCCCCCCAUUCGCCUUCUAACAGUCCCAACGCAUCACUGUCAUCGCACUCCCCGUCCGUCAGUCCCUCGCUGUCUGUAACCUCAAAAGGCCUGCCAAAGUCUCAAGGCCAGCCGGUCAAGACUCACUGUUUCCAGGAGCACGUCUUCCGUAGGCCAACCAGCUGCCAGAGAUGCAAACACAUGAUCCAAGGGAACUCAAAGCAGGGGCUGCGCUGUAAAGCAUGUAAGCUGGCGGCCCAUCUCUGGUGCUCCUCUGAGCUUUCCCAGCAGCCCUGUAAUGGCAAGUCGGGCGCUUUCAAGAGAAACUUCAGCUCUCCUCUGCUCACCACCGAUCAGCUGGGCGUGGUCAGAGAGGCCCCGGCUGCUCAGGAGGCAGAUAACAGCGUUGUUGACCCGGUGUAUGAAGCACUGCGCUAUGGGACAUCACUGGCUCAGAUGAGCCGCUCCAGCUUCAGCAGUAUCUCAGAGUCACCGUGUCAUGAGGAAAACAAUGAGGACAAGCUAGAAAACCAGCCAAUAGCUGAAGAGGAACAAAUACCAGGAAUGCUCACCCCUCCUGAAAGCGAGAAGGCUGAUUCAGAAGACAGGGUCAGCCUGAAGACUCCAAAGAGAGUCGAGGUUCACUCCAUCCACACCUACGUGGCUCUCUACAAGUUUCUGCCUCAGGAGAAGAACGACUUGGAGCUACAGCCUGGUGACAGAAUUCAAGUCACAGACGACUCCAAUGAGGACUGGUGGAAGGGGAAAAGCAGAGACAAGGUGGGAUUGUUCCCGGCCAACUUUGUGCAGCGGGUCCGUCCUGGUGAGCGGGUGUGGAAGGUCACGGAUGGUUUCCACGGUAACCGAGACAAAGGCCAGAUGACUGUGAAAGAAGCCCAGAUCUGUGUGGGUAAGAACGAGGAGACUGAUGGUUUUCUUCGACUGAGCAGCGGGAAGAAGAGGGGCUUGGUCCCGCUGAAGUGUCUGCUAGAAAUAUGACGAGGCUGGCCUUCUUCUUUCUCCUUGACCCUCAGUUUUCAGAAGGAAGUUCACAAUGACUGAGGAAUACUCAGGAGUGUUUACCCGACACCUCACUGAUCGCCAACCAUCCACCUCCACCCCUCCAAAAAAGCGGCACUGAAUUAGCAGCUUGAGCGGCCUCGAAAACCCCUCAACUCUGCUUUCUCACUGCGGAAGAUUUGAAAGGUUAAAGGAAGGAUGGGGGGGGCUUUAUCAACUUUUUUUAGAGCUACUUUUCUUGUAGCACAACUUGACUUUGUGUGCUUUUAAAACACACUCACAAAUAGCUAUGUAGCAACAUCUUGAAGAGGACAGCGUGCAGGAAGCCUGGCUACCUCACUAGCCAUUUCCAUUGGCCAUUUGUAUGAAAAUGGGGACUACUUUACUAUGAUGUCAAGGCCUGUAAAGGGACUUAAUGAGCAAAAUCUGUUCAUUUCAUUGUUUGUGUAGCAAAAACAAGACAUAAAAGAUUGUGAAAGAUUGUAGCUGUUUAUUGUAGUAGCUUGUCCAAACACCUUUUGGUCGGAUGAUUCUUGCCCAACCCUCAGAUCUGCACUGGAAAAAACUCUCAACUACGCAAGUUUUUGUCUUAGUUCUUGCACUAAUUGUCUUAUUAGACUUAAUAUAAGCUUCAUUCACCUGACACACCAAGAUAAGCGUCUUAUUUUAAGAUAUUAUGAGCCCAAAAUAAGGCCUGGAUUGCUUGAAAUGAGUUGAAAAAUCUGCCAUACGUCUAAGAAAAACUACAAGUCAUCAAGUUCUUGAAACUGAACUCUUUUUUUUCAAGAAACUUGAUGACUUAUAUAUUUUCUUUUACACCUUUAGCACAUCUUGAACUCAUUAUAAGUAGUCCAGGUCCUAUUCUUGGCUUGUAAUAACUGCAUAUGUCAGGUGAAUGUGGCUUUUAUUAAAGCUAGGGUUGGUAGUCUCGGAAAACUAGCAUGAAUUUGAAUGUAGCAUUUCCUCAGGACCCCUCUCUCCCCUCGGAGCUCCUCCAAAACGACAUCCCCGCUCACAUGCACGAGCGCCGCUGAUUUGCGACCAUAUGAUCGUGACUGAUUCAAAACCAGUCCUCAGCACAUCAUUUUUGUUUUGCACUAUAUCAACUCAUGUCUCACAGAGCAGUAAGAAAACACCAAAACAUUAUCAUAGUGAAAGUUAAAAACACAAACAAACAUGGCUGCUGUUAGUACUCACAACUGUCAUGCUAGCAUACUGGUGACACGAUGUCAGGAGAAAAGUUAUAACACAUAUAAUACUGUAACAACUCUACUGUUUGUUAAACAUGUUCAGUGUAGAUGUUCUUAAUUCCUACAGUGUUGACAGUCAGUGAAGGCAUCAGGAGAGGUGUAGAGUGUGUGAGGAGGAGAGAGGAGAGACAAGCAGGAGAAGUUUUUCAUUCAUUCAAACAUUGAUUGUUGCUUUGUUGGUCGGCGUGAUCACAGCCGACAGUGACUGGUUAGUAAAGCUCAACGUGUUCACGAAUCAGCUCGUCAUCCCUACAGCGUCUGGACGGACGCUACGAUACAUAAACAUUUCUGUAGGACUUACUGAAUGUCAUUCAUUCUUUUGCCUGAGCAAAGCACCUCAUCGGGUCAGAGGGGACAGGCCUGAGGUCGAGCGAGAGGGGCAGUGAAUAGAGUCAGGGGAAGAAGAGGCAGGGGGCCGGGAGUGAACGCCGGGGAAAUGUACGCGCAAGAGGCGGGCAGAACGGCAGGACGGGAUUUGAUUGGUUUAAAAAAUUGGACCCCAAAAACGGUGAUUGGUUGGUGUUUUCCCUGGUUUACUCCAGCUGUAGAUAGCAGCUUUUUUUCACUCUUUUUUAAGAACACAUUAUGUAUUGUUUGCCAUCGGGACAUAUAGAUCAUUUUAACCAGUAUAACAAAAAGUGUGUCUAAAUCUGACUACCAACCCCAGCUUUAACUCUAAUAAGACAAUUUUAUGUGAAAUAAGACAAAAAACAGUGGCUUAAUUUUGAGUUUUUGUAGUGUGGCUCAAUUAAGAGUGUAAACAAUGAAGCUCCGUCUCACAAUGAGCACUUUAAUUCAGAUUAAUGACGUGCAGACGUGUGUCCCUCCUGCUCUGACCAGAAAAGGAAUCAGGUAGAACAUGGUGUGUGUCCAAAAAAUAGAAAACAAAAGUCUUCUCUUCCACAUCCUGGUCAAAUGAAAGUCAUAACCUAACCUCCACACACACACAAAGAUACAGACACAGACACACACACCCACACACACCCUGGGUAUUACGGUACAUUUGUGCUCUUCACAGCUCCAAUGUGACAAAUGCUUUGCGUGCACCUGAGGGAGCCUCUCUCUCAGUGCACCCUUCAAUCCCCCCCCUUUUUACGCGCACUAACACACAUCGAUUUUAUAUUUAUAGUCCACUUUGUUUCAUGUAUCUCUAAAAAUCAGCCGCUAGAAUCUACUUCCUGUCAUCCUCCUCAGAGCUGUUUUAUUGUCUCUUGUUAUCUCCUGUGAUAGUCACCGUCAUAUCUCAAACAUGUCUUGACUUUGCUGAUGUACUUGCUUUUUUUGCAUGGAAGAGCAGAGCAAAGAAAUCCCGUAAAAAAAAAUCCAACCUCUGUGUUUCUGUCCAAAAAAUGUGUUGAAGGUUGUCAAACCUCAAGUCUCUCAGAGGAUCAUGUUCCAAACUUCAGCUGUCAAAAGAGGGAUGAAUUUUUGAUGAAUGGCUUAUGUUUCUCCCACCACAUGAGCUUUGCUUUUAAGCCACUCUGAGACACUGUUUAUGUUGCUGUUAUUUAAGGGGAUAAAAGGCAAAUCAGGCACACACCGCUGGAUUUAUGCUGUCACCAUGAACCAUAGAGCAGUGACAAACUGCAUUUGUUACGGCAAUAAAUGUAAAUAAAAACAUGCUAUAAUUUGUAAAUAGCCUUAUAGAUAUACUGUAUAUACUGGCUCUGAUAGCAUUCUGACCUAGAGGUUUGCAGCUGUCCAAGAGCCAACUAAGGGCAUUAACUCUACAGCUAUAAAUUACAGAGGAUUAUUAUUUAUUAUCCCACUUACUGAUGUAUGCAUCCUAAUGCUCAAUUAACACUUAGCUCUGUCAGCACAAACUUUUCAACUACUAUGCACAACAGUUCCAGUCACUUCACAUUAUUUUGUACUCAGCUUUUUUCCAGCGUAGCCACACGCACACACACAAACAUACAGUCUAUACCAGUACUUUUGCAGAUAUUUGAAUUUGAACUCUUGCUCUGGAAGUAUACAGUGUUCAUCAUCUUGGAUCAGUCUGCACCGUGCGAAACAUCUCCAUCCACUAACUACAACAUAGACUGGCUCAGGAUCAGUAUUAUCCAGGUGAAUUUCCUUCCCCACCUUGAUGCACACAAACAGGCUAGUUCUUUGCAUGGCUAGCUGCCCUUUGAUCGUCACAUCUCUCAAUAAAAUCAGAUGAACUGGUUAA